Molecule: messenger RNA, 5759 nt
Organism: Vitrella brassicaformis
Lineage: Eukaryota; Vitrellaceae
Source: the annotation of a GenBank genome assembly
CAACGAUUCAUUCAUCAAUACGAAAACGCCACGAAGCGUGGCAUAUUCGUCAGGUUAUGUGACUGUUCGCCGUUUCGCGAUAAAGAUCCAUCCCGUUCGUCCAUCCACCAUGCAUGCAUGCAGCCAUGGCGCAAUGAAUUGAGGCGAGGCAACAGGCCUCCCUCGCAAAGGUAGGGGACCACGCAGGGGUGUCACUCCUUCUGGUCCAAAGCACUCGACCACUCAAUCAAUCACUCACUGCAAGGCCUGCCUGCACAUCUCUGCAAUGCGCUGGUUCAUCCUGCACACACACACAUCCACACAUGCGACCGUGUCGCUUGUGUGCGGCGCGGUGCGCUGCGCUGCCAGGCUCACUCACUUGAUGUCGUCCCCCCUGACUAUAAGGUCGAUCUGACCACCGGCGGCCACCUUGCCGUGUAGGAAGACCGGCGCGUUGGCGAGCGAAGGCAGCUGGCCCGCUCCGAUGCCCUCACUGCCGAUGAUCUCGACCACACAAAUAUUCAAUGCGUGCUGCAUAGCAUGGGACGGACAGGCAGAAUGAACCAGUGGGUGGGUGGGUGGGUGGGUGCUGGUCUGAUCAGUGGCCGACGUACCUUGAGUUUAUCCAUGAGGUCGGCACAGCUGGAAACGCCCCUGGCGCCGCCCACCGACACCCGCUGCUCGUGCUUUAAAGUGCCCCAAUGACCCCCCACCUACACCACAUGAGUGAGACACACAACACACAGAAACACAUAGAAGGAUUGACACCAUUGAUCUACCUCUCCCCUCCCCUCUGGCAACCACACCACCGUCCUACCUGUUGAGUGGUCCAGUGCAGCGGCACAAGCGGUGACGAGGCAGCGGCACUUACACCAACACCAGCACUCAACGUCGGCGCCACCGGCACAUCGAGCGAGAGGAUGUCCAUCUGGUCUGCCUGUUGGCUGCCGCUGACUGCAGCGUCAGGCUGACCCUCCUUGCCGCCCGUGACACUGGUCGUGGAAGCAGAAGUCGGGCCGACAAACCCGUCCGAGAGGUCCAGCAGGUCCACAUCCAGAUCGGCACCCCCACCACCACUGGCUGCCGACGUCGGCUGCGCGGCUGGCGGCUCAGCCACAACUACCCUCUGGCCGUGCAGAGCCCCCCGACCAACACCUGGCACCUGGUGUGCCGGCUGUGUGUGGGGGACAGUGGAUGGGGGCGGAGGGGGGCUGGUGGCGGUGGGUGCUGCCCCAGCCCCUAGGCCGAGGCCGCUGAAGAGCGCCGCAGCGGUCUUCUCCUUUUCUGUGAGCUCCCUCGCUGCCGCGGCUUUCGGCUGGGCCGCCUCUUGCGCACCGAGUGCUGGCCCGCCGAAUGGUCGUGUGGGCGACACGACGGCUGCCACAGUCGGAGGCUUGGCCUUGCUGUCCUGCUGUGCUGCCUGCGGCUGCGCUUGCCUGGCGUCGGCACCAAUAUACCCCUGAGGGCCCCACCUUCGCGGACCUGACACACAGACAGACAGACAGACAGAUACUACGUCAAGACCAUUCGGCUCCCUCGUUCACUCACCUGACACCUGCAGGCCCGUGGCUUUUGCUGCGGCGCCGCCCUGGUCAGUAGCACCACCAGACGGCCCGAAGCGGCCGUUGGCAGGUUUGUCAAGUGUGGUGGCGAGUGGCGGCGACCCACCAGCUGCCCCGGCCGGCUGGCUGGCGUCGGCGGCGCCCGGCAGCUGAAAGGCACGCAUGGGCUUCUGCGGCGCCUCGUAGGGCGUGAAAUUCAGACCCAAUGUCGCGUGGGUGGCCUGGUAUGGUGGGGGGAGGAGGGAGAGAGGGAGAGGAUGAUGGAUGGUGGCUGGGUUGUGUGUGUGGUGAUUUAUGUCGCCAUUCUUUUAUUAUAUGGCUGGUGGGUUUACGGACGUACGUGCUGUGGUGAGUGCAGGGCUUGGGGGACGGUCUUCUUGCGUUCGCUUGGGGGCACGUACGACUUAGCGCCCUCACCUACGGCCUUCUGAACGAAAUCCUGUUUAGCGAAAACAAGACACAGACACAAACAGACAGACACCAAAGGUAGGUCGAAUAUGUGUGCGGUGUGGCGCGGGUCGGUGGCUGGGUGACUGACUGACGUCAAGGAAUGAGAGGUCCUCAUCGACUUGCACGUCCUCACAGGAGGCGUCAUAGGGCAGCACGUCCCUGAACACAUAAAUACCACACACGCACACAGACACACACACACACACACGCGCGCAUAGGCAUAGAUAGGUGGAUGCACCCACCUAUCUGCCCAACGUGUGGUGUGUACCUCAUGAGUUGUGGGUUGGCGAGCAGCCUUUCGAGCUCGUAGCACCUCUGCUGGAUGUCGGUGGACUGGGAGCUGCGGUACCGCUGCAGCACCUCCUUCACCCCUGCUGAGUGCCACAGGGCGUUCUGCACACACACAAGAGAGAGAGGAGAAGAGACAGACGGUCGUGGGAGGUGUGCACAUUCACUCGGCCAUCCAUCCAUCCAUUCAUCCACUGUCUGUGAUUGUGUGUGGUGUGACCUGUCCGACAAGCUUGGUGAUGGCGGCAAGAAUCCAGCCGCGAGUGGCGGAGUCCUCAAAGGUCCUGAAAAACACACACACACACACAAGAUACAGAGAGGUGAACGGUCAGUCAUCCGACCCAUCCAUCCAUCCAUCCAUCUGUGUAUUCCUUGUUUCCACACCACACCACACACCUGUCGAUGGCGUCGCAGAGCAGGUCGAGUAUAUCCUCGAGGGUGUAGCCCUCGACCGUCGCCAACACACCGUACUCACCCAACACCCAACCAAUCACCUGCAGGCCAGGCCUCACACAACCCACGGACACAAGAUACAUACAUUUAGAUAGACAGACGUGUCAACUGGCGUCUGUUUGAGUGGGUGCUUGGGGUGCUGUGCCUUGCUGUGCCUUGCUGUGCCUUGCUGUGCCUUGCUGACCUGCAUGAGGAUGUCGGGAGGGUUGGUCGCCUUCUCCAGGAUCUUCAAAUACGUGUUGACCGCAUAACGCCUGAGGGACACAUCCAUCCAUACAUACACUCCUCCAUUAUAUAUGACAAUAAUGUCCACUCCCUCCCAUAUGCCUGGCCGUCUGUCUGUGGCCUGGCCAGGGUGGCUGUGCUGACCUGAAUGCUUCGUCCUGCUCUUCGUCGCCGAUGGGCCCCUCCGCAAUGAGGCGCAUGAGGUUGUACGCCGUGUCGUCGGCGAUGAGGUUGCCACCCAGCUCAAACAGAGUCGUCAGCGUGUCCAGGUACCACUGGUUGCUCGGCGCAUACCUACACACACCCAUCCAUCUUGACACGUAUGUGUGUGUGUUGACACGUAUGUGGGUUAGUGUCUGCGUGUCUGGAAGCGCGGCGCACUUUUCGGCGAGUUGGGUGAUCUUGGAGACCAGGUCACGCCUCAGAUGCUGAUCCGAUGACGCCCUGGCACACACACACACACGCACGCACAGAGAGAGAGAUAUCAUACAUACCACAUCGGCUCGUAUCAGGCCAUUCAUAUAGCUAUGGCUAGCUAAUUCAAGUGCCUCGCCCGCCUAGUUACUUGAGGUGGAAGAGCAGUUUCUCGACGACGACGGUGACGUUUUGUGGGUUGGUCAUCUUGAAGAGCAGGUCGAGCGUCUUGCGCUUGAGGGUCUCGUCGGGGUCCUCCAGACAGUCCACCACCACCAGCUGGUGCUGGGCCGCAUACAUCGGGUUCACCUGAUGGAUGGAGCAAUGAAGGUAGAUAGGCACACACAGACACGCGUGAAUGCGUCGCUCUCGACGUGUCCUCGUGGGUGUGGGGGACGGUGAGGGGGAGGGGGAGGGAGGGUGGGUGAAGGUACCUGCACGAUGGCUGCGAGGCCCGUCACGCCCACAUAUUUGAGGUUAUGGUUGUCAGCCGAUAUAAACCUGACAUUUAAACCACACACACCACACGCCACACACGAGACGAGCUACAUCCAUCCAUCGGUGAACAUGCACACACAGACGGGCCCACCUUGAGAUGGACGAGGCAGCGAUCUCCAGGAGGUUGUGCGAAGGGUAUAUCGAUGUGAUGGUCUUGACGCACUCGAAGAUGAUGGCGUAGCCCACGUUCACACCGCUGUCCGCCCGACGCAUCACCUCCUGCAGCAGCUCGUACAUCUGCUCAGACGCCUUCUGAUCCGCAUGACCCAACGUCGCCAACAUCGACAGCAGCUUCACCUGCACACACACGCCAACACACACGCACACGUGGACGGACUCAUCCGAUGGAGGGGUGGUUUGGUGGUUUGGUGUGUUGCCUGCAGCCAUGGUGCGGGCAUCCUGUGGUAGUCGAAGUCCCUCGGCAGCCGGUGCUCAGUGACCUGCUUCAAGAUGCUCACCAAGCUCGGCACCAAGUCCUGAUGUGUACACACACACGGCACGGCCAUACAUACACAAUUCUUCCGUCUGUCUGUGUGUGCGUGCGUGAGGCCGUGCAGUGUGUGUUAUGUAUGGUUGUCAUCGAUCAUGACACCUGUCUUUCUCACCUUGCAUGAGCCGGGGUUGGUCUUGGCCAGGUCGUGGAUGAGGUGCAGCGACGAACCCAUCACCGAAGGGUCAGGGUCACACAGCGCCCGCCUGCACACACACGAACGAAAAUGUCAGUCACGCGAACGCCCCGCCCCGAAACAUCACCGCCGCCCGGCCCGAGCAGUCUGUCUGACCUGAUGUGGUCCCUUGCCUCCUGGAUGACAUCUGGCUGCAGCUUGUACAGCUUGUGCAGGGCCAUGCAGGCCUUCUUCCGUACGGCCUCGUUAGUGUGGCUCAUGAGUUUGAGUAUCUGGGGGAAGAUGGCGGGGAUCAUCUCGUGGUUGACCAGCCGGCUGAUGCACGUCAGGGCAGAACACACCUCCAGGUGGUUGGCGCUGCUCAGAUCCUGCACACGUGCACACGUGAACACUGCCUCUGUUCUGUGUGCUUCAUGUGUGUGUCAUGUGUGUGUGUGUGCUGGGGUGCGUUGCUGACCCUUUGAAUGGUGUUGAUGAGCAGGAGCAUCAACUCGUGGUCCCGAUGGAGGCACAGAUUGCAGGCGAGAUAGCCUGCAACACAUCACAUCACAUCACAUCACAUCACAUCACAACACGUCAGUCAGUGUUAGGCCGCGGGCAUCUCUUAAUUGUCUUCUCUCCUCUGAUCUGUUCUGUUGGCUUGUAUACCCAUUUUCUUGCAGAUGAGGUUCCGGUCGUUGGUGAGGUUGAUGGCCUUGAUGUAGGCGAAGGAGGCGUCGUGGCCCAGCAUCUCCACGUAUAAAGCACGAACCAAAUACUCCUUCAUCUUCUUCUGAACACACACACACAUGCCCAUUCAGACAUACGUGUGCAUACGGACAGACAGACAUGGCCCUCUGUUCGUCUGUCUGUCUGUGAGUGACGACGUACGGGCGCCACUUGUGGCUCAUUGAGCCUUGACUUGAGGAUGGCCAUCUCACUCACAAUGAUCUUGUCCUCCUCCUGCAUACAAUCAAACAGACAAGCAGACAAGCAGACAGACACGCAAACAGUGAUUCAAUUAGACAGCAUCUGUCUGUCUAAUUGUGACUGUGACUGUGACUGUGAUUGUGGCUGUGGCUGUGGCUGUGCAUCCUAUCUCAUCUGCGCAUCGUAUUCUGCUGUGAUGUGUCGUCAGGCACCUGCUUUGACCUCGACUCGCCGAUGGACUUGACGAGCUCGAAGAACUCCUUGGAUAAAUGGCCGCCUGACAUGGCCGCAGCUAUCUUCGAAAGGCAGGCAACAGAAGUCGACCGCCUCACACCAUAUCGCCGUAACAGCCCAG